Messenger RNA from Morone saxatilis (striped sea-bass), 1634 nucleotides. Its product is annotated as chemokine-like protein TAFA-2. Gene Ontology annotation, molecular function: receptor ligand activity. NCBI's taxonomy places the organism in Eukaryota, Metazoa, Chordata, Actinopteri, Moronidae. The record is from RefSeq and is a predicted model, not a curated record.
CAAGCGCGUCCGAAUCACGGGACGCAGAUAAAGCGCGUUAUCCUCCCGAGUCUGAGCGGGGCUGCCGGGUUUUCUGGACUCUCUCGGAAUAAAAAGGGACAGGGGAGGUUCGGAUGCGGGAGAAUCUCGGCUGUGUGGCGGAUGAGGAGCCCACGCUGCCGCCUCAGAAGAACAAUAAUCGUGUCUGAUUCUGUUAAAGCUGUUUGAUAUUAUCUGAAGGAGGGGGGGGGGGCGCAAAAAAAGCCCAGCACUCCCGGUUUUCUUUUCCUCAAGCCCAGGACGCAAAUGUCUCCACACCACAGACACACCACUGGAUUGUAGCAGCAGCCCCGCCGAUGCUUUGAACGGGCGUUAAGGUGCGGGAAGGGAGUGGGACAAUUACAGGAUGAGUGAACGAUACACGCAGAUCGGAAGUAAAGGGGCUCUACUUGUAAUGGUGCUUGUGAUCAGUGUCUGGGAGAUGGCCGCACCAACGGAAGCAACUACAGCCUCCAUAGUGGAGCAGAAGUGGUGGUGUCAGAUGCAUCCGUGCCUUGACGGAGAGGAAUGCAAAGUUCUUCCUGAUCUGAAGGGCUGGAGCUGUGCUACAGGGAACAAGAUCAAAACUACUAAGAUUUCUGCGGACAGAGACCAGCUUUGGUAACGUCAGAUGCUUCACAACAGAGUCCAGGUGAACCAACAGUUCCGGUAUUUGUUGGAUCAUCAAAGUGGAAGAGAGUAAUGCAAAGGACCUUUCUGUAAAUAGAGACUUCCUUUCUUCUGGACUGCAAUUAAUCUUUGGAAAACUCUGAAUGCUUCUUCUUGAACUCUAUGGACAUCAAAACGAGGAGUAGAUCCUAUUGAAAGUACUGAUCAUUCAGAGCUUCUUUUUGAAGGACUCCAUGUGAUUAGCCUUACAGGACAACAGGAUUUAUUCUCUGACAUUGUACUGCUUGUAGUGGAAGACAAUGGUGAACUCUGCCUAUAUGUUUAUUUCUAGUAUUUAUGUCAUUUACAGGGGAUUUUGCAUCACACGUUGACCAGGGUGAACAGCAGGUCGGUUUGCUGUAAGCAUCGCAAAUAUUCAACACACAAAAUGUGGUUCUGUUUUAUCAGUCAGUUGUGGCUUUCCUCUCUAACAAAGUGUAGUGUCAAACGUUCAGCUAAAGAUGAAGAUAUGUGGCUGAGGAGCAGAUAUUAAGGGUGAUUUUCAUAAAUACAGAACCACAUUCGACAAUGUGUCAUUUAUAAACUUAACACAGUAAAUAAACUUAAUUCAAUUUGAACUUAGCACAAACCUCCUACACGUUGUUAUGUGUGUAUUAAGUGUUCCAUUCGACCCAGAUAUUGUCGAGAUCUGAUCAAACCUACCAGCUGUUAACAGACAAAAAGUUGGAUCCAGUCGUGGUUUAUUUUUCCUCUGAAAAUCGCUCUGCCAUUUCCUGCCGCUUCUGCCAGAUUUUGUUUUUGUAUCACAGUUCUGGUGUUCAGAUUCUAGACAACAGCAGUGUAAAUUAAACACACAGCAUUUGGUCACCGGCUGGGUGAUGACAAUGAUGUUCCCACAACUGUUUUCAACUAGUUACUCAAGUAUGAUUUGCUGAUCACCUUUCAGUAGGUAUCGCUGACACUUCCUUUGUCUGUGUAAGUGAUGA